AGAGUCUGCACCACGUGUACUGUGUUGACUGUCAAAGUCUCAAAGAAAGUCCCAUUCGCGGAAGUGGUGGGUUUUGAGAUAAAUUUUUGUACCUGAGCUCCCCAAGUCUGCGAAUCCCCAACUAUGAGCUCCCAGGGCGUGCUGUCCUUUACCCAACAAGGCUGGGAGCAGGUGCUAAGCAAAAUGAAACGGGCUCUGGUCUACCUGGACGCCGCCUGCGCCGAGAGCCUGCACUGGAGCUGCGGAUCCACUAGGCUCCUGGAGGCGGUGGGGAGUCCUUCUUGUCACCUGCGAGAGUUCGAACCCGACGCAGCUGGCGGCGGAAUGGAGCAGCCCAAGGCAGUGUUUGUCCUGAGCUGCCUCCUGAAAGGACGGACUGUGGAGACUAUCCGAGAUAUCAUCCGCCGCAGCCACUUCCAGUAUUGUGUGGUUGUCACGGCUGUGAGCCACCCUGUCCACCUCACGGCUAAUCACGUGCCACCAGCGGCAGCAGCUGAGCUGGAGGGGCAACAGCCCGUGUUUGAGCAGUUGGAAGAGAAACUGUGUGAAUGGAUGGGAAACAUGAACUACACAGCCGAAGUGUUUUAUGCCCCUUUGUUGCUCGCCCCUGUUGCUCCCCACCUUGCCUUGACUCCGUCUUUUGCAUCUCUUUUCCCUCUGCUACCCCAAGAUCUGCAUCUCCUUAAUAGUACCCGGCCCGACAAGAGGAGACUGGGAAGCCUAGCUGAGUUGGAUGCCACUGCCCUGACCCCUGAGCUACAGCUGCAGAUCAGGUGCCUGGUGUCAGGCCUGAGUUCUCUGUGUGAGCACUUAGGAGUGCGAGAGGAGUGUUUUGCUGUGGGCUCCCUCAGUCGGAUCAUCGCUGCAGAUCUUGCUAAUUAUGCCCCUGCCAAGAACAGAAGAAAAACUGCCUCGGGCAGGGCGUCGGUGGUCUUUGUGGACAGAACUCUGGAUCUCACAGGAGCAGUUGGACAUCACGGAGACAAUUUGGUAGAGAAGAUAAUUACAGUGCUUCCCCAGCUCCCGGGUCACACGAACGAUGUGAUGGUUGACAUGGUAGAACUCACUGCACUGCAGGCCACAGAGGAGAAUCUCAGUAUGGUUGCCCCAGGCUGCCUCGCACAAUCCAAUGACACUGCAGGCAAAGUGCUCUGGGAAGCCUUACUGAACACCAAACACAAGGAGGCAGUGAUGGAGGUGCGGAGACAUCUAGUGGAAGCUGCGAGCAGAGAAAACCUGCCAAUCAAGAUGAGUAUGGGGAGAGUCACACCAGGACAGCUCACGUCCUAUAUUCAGCUCUUCAAGAACAACCACAAAGCUCUAAUGAAUCACUGUGGUCUCCUACAGCUUGGACUGGCCACGGUUCAAACUCUGAAACAGCUGCAGACUGCCAAAUGGGACAACUUUCUGGCCUUUGAAAGGCUCCUUCUCCAG
Molecule: messenger RNA, 1434 nt
Organism: Elephantulus edwardii (Cape elephant shrew)
Lineage: Eukaryota; Metazoa; Chordata; Mammalia; Macroscelidea; Macroscelididae
Gene: SCFD2
Product: sec1 family domain containing 2
Exons: 4
Biological process (GO): intracellular protein transport; vesicle-mediated transport
Source: RefSeq, a predicted model, not a curated record